Rhagoletis pomonella (apple maggot) is the source of this 594-nucleotide messenger RNA. RefSeq names its product U6 snRNA-associated Sm-like protein LSm7 (gene LSm7). Gene Ontology annotation, molecular function: RNA binding. Bases 98 to 436 code for a protein of 112 amino acids. Gene Ontology annotation, cellular component: catalytic step 2 spliceosome; Lsm1-7-Pat1 complex; spliceosomal tri-snRNP complex. Gene Ontology annotation, biological process: mRNA splicing, via spliceosome; nuclear-transcribed mRNA catabolic process. The transcript is spliced from 2 exons. NCBI's taxonomy places the organism in Eukaryota, Metazoa, Arthropoda, Insecta, Diptera, Tephritidae. The record is from RefSeq and is a predicted model, not a curated record.
CAUAACCUCACGUAAACAAAAAUCUGGAUUUAGGUAUUGUACAUUAAUUGCCGCUUAGAAGUGUGAAAUUACCUAAAAAUCACAAGUUAAUAAUAAAAUGGCUGAAAAACCUAAGACAAGUGGUGGCAAUGAUGGCAAAGAAAAGCGCCGCAAGGAAUCUAUCCUGGAUCUUUCCAAAUAUUUAGAAAAACAAAUUCGAGUCAAAUUUGCGGGAGGUCGCGAAGCUGCCGGCAUUCUUAAGGGUUAUGAUGCCCUAUUAAACUUAGUGCUAGACAAUACUGUUGAGUACCUGCGUGAUGCAGACGAACCAUUCAAGUUGGCCGAGGAUACGCGCAGUUUAGGUUUGGUGGUAUGCCGCGGGACAGCGCUAGUUCUCAUCUGUCCGCAAGAUGGCAUGGAAUCCAUUCCGAACCCAUUUAUUACACAAGAUGCGUAAAUUGUAUAAAUGUCGUUGCUUUUUUAGUAACUACUGUACUUUAUAAUUUAACUUUUUUAAAGUCGCGAAAAUUUGGUGGCAAAAAUUGUAUGCCCACUAGUAGUGAAACAUUGUACAUAUAUAAAAUGGAAAAAUGAAAAUGUUUAUGCUGAUAAAAA